Molecule: messenger RNA, 1899 nt
Organism: Suricata suricatta (meerkat)
Lineage: Eukaryota; Metazoa; Chordata; Mammalia; Carnivora; Herpestidae
Gene: IFNGR1
Product: interferon gamma receptor 1
Exons: 8
Coding region: 115-1674 (519 amino acids)
Biological process (GO): type II interferon-mediated signaling pathway
Cellular component (GO): membrane
Molecular function (GO): cytokine binding; cytokine receptor activity
Source: RefSeq, a predicted model, not a curated record
GGGUCCGGCCUCCAGUCGCAGCGCCGGUCUUCUGGUGCGGAAGUGACGCGAGGGUCGCGUUGCUGGCUGGACGCCCUGGUCUCAGGGCCGCACCCCGAGGCACCCCCGGGCAGCAUGGCUCUCCUCCUUCUGCUCGUCCUCGUCUUCCAGGCCGAGAGCAGGGCUGAGAUUAACUCCACAGAUCUGGAGCUGUAUCCGGUGCCAAAACCAACGAAUAUUCAAAUUAAGGCUUACAACUUUAAUACUGUCCUAUCGUGGGACUACCCGACCAUGUCAGAGACCCCUCUUUUUAUCGUACAAGUAAUGAACUAUGAGGAUGCAGAAUGGAUUGAUGCCUGCAAUACCUCUCAGCAUUACUGUAAUAUCUUUUCCACAAUUAGUGACCCAUCAAUUUCUCUCUGGGCCAGAAUUAAAGCUAGGCUUGGACAAAAAGAAUCAGACGAUGCAAUGUCAGAGGAAUUUAUUUUGUGUAGACACGGUGAGCACCAGCAGGUCCCAGUGAUCGGUACAGACAAACCUCUGGUGACGCGCAAUGAAGAGAAAGGGGGGCCGGGCAGCAGGCUUUCUGUCUCCCCGUCCCUUCCAACGCGGUGUUGUGUUCUUAGUUCCCUGCGGGUGCCGUGCUCUGUACAGACUGCCCUUCUCCACCUUCUCCGCAUGCGCUUUGGUGGAAUGAACGGUGCCAGAGACCGCUUCGGGCCCUUCUGUGCACUGCUGCUAAGAGACGCCAGGUUUGUGCUUUUGCAGAAUAAAAGAAGCUAUGCAUUUUCAUUGUUGUGGUUUGUUCCCAUACAGAGCUCAUAUAUAUCGGAUGUAGAGGAAGAUAAUUGCAACGAGACUCAGUGCCACCUAAUUGUCCCAGUGUCGUCGCUGAAUUCUGAGUACUGUGCUUCGGCAGAGGGAAGCUCCGAAAUCUGGGGAGUUUCAACAAACCCGUCCAGAGAAGUUUGUGUCACCGCUUUUGAUGGCAAACGCAUGGAAGAUUCUGUUUGGAUUUCGGUUGUUGCCGCUGUCCUGCUUUCUGUAGUCCUCAUCGUGGUACUUGUAUGUUGUUACACGAAGAAGAUUAAUCCAUUCAAGAGACAAAGCAUCAUGUUACCCAAGUCCUUGCUGUCGGUGGUAAAAAAUGCCUCUUCUUCAGAGACCAAAUCCGAAUCAAAAUGUGUAUCACCCAUCACCUACCAACCAAUCGUCUCAGAAAAUGAGAAGAUGGUCUGGGAAGAGCACCUGUCUCCAGCAACAAUUUCAGAUACGCCUCCCGAAGACAAUCUGGAAAAAAUGGAACAUCACGAAACACUUCAGCUGGUGACCCCUGAAGGAGAGAUUUCUGACAAGGCCCCUGACAGCCCGCUGACCCCAGUCCUGACAGAGAAUUCUGUCCAUUCCGACAGUAACCAGUCGGAAACCUGUGUUGUCACUUUAAGCUCCUGUCACUCCAGAAAUGGUUCCGAUAGUGGCGUCGUGGAUUCGCAGAGCUUAUCGGACUCGGAACUUCCCCCAAGCAGUAAACCUGAACCAAAGACCGAAGGACAGGAGUCCGUAAUGCCGAGAAACACUACCACCUCCUUUGGCUACGACAAGCCACACGUAUUAGUGGACCUGCUUGUGGAUGAAGGCGGCAAGGAGUCCUUGAUUGGUUAUAGACUCACAGCGGAUUCCAAAGAGUUUUCCUGAGAUCCAGGAGGACGCGCCAGCUUUGAAGGCCCUGCCUUCCCCCAGCAGUUUUCCUGCUCCGACUUCUUGAAGAGAUCAUGGUUUUAGAAGUUACGUCUUUGUUAACAUUAACCAAAUAUGGUCGUAUCUUGGUUUACAUAAAGGGCAGAGAGCCUCGUCUGGCACUGUCAGAUUUGGCCUGAAAACUGCAAAACCUGUAAAAACAAAAACAAACCAAAAAAAAAA